Messenger RNA from Durusdinium trenchii, 1338 nucleotides. NCBI's taxonomy places the organism in Eukaryota, Dinophyceae, Suessiales, Symbiodiniaceae. The record is from the annotation of a GenBank genome assembly.
AUGCCAGCCGCUUCCAAGCGCCCUGCGGCCAAUGUGGAUGACACCACACAGGUGAAGAAGAAGCCGGCAGCCAUGCCGAGUGUCAAUGAAACCCUGCGCAAGCUCAAGAGUGCCACGGCUUCUCCUAAGAAUGAGGAGAAUGACGACAACGAAGCCUUCAACAAUGCGCUCGCAGAAGGGGACGUGGUUGAAUUCGAAGGCGAUGAUGGCCGCAAGUACUACGAGCACAGGAAGAUGCUUGUGGGACAGGAGCGUGGAUCUACCUUCGAGCACGGCGGCAAAGACCAGGUGAAAACGGGCGCCAAGGAGUUUGGUGCCUUGAAGGAUCUGAUGGACAUGGCCAAGGAUCCCAAGAAGAAGCUUCCAAGCAACAUCAAUGAGUUGCUUGAUGGUGCCAGCAAAGCCCUUGAGCGCUUGUCGCGUGAUGCUCUGAAGAUCCUGAAGCAUGGAACCAAGCUGACUGAUGGCGGCAAGGCUUUGCGUGGCCACUACAAUGCCUGUCAGCAAGAUUUGGCAUCCAUCAACCACGUGAAGCUCUUCAAGGAACUGCCCAAUGACAAGCCGCUGACCAAGCAGAAUUUCGAUGCGUGCGUGUUUGAAGCCGCCAAGCACGUGGAGGCGUUGAACUUGGAGGUGGAGAGUUCCAAGGCGGCCAACAGCAAAGGAUCAAAGCAGCCCGAGCAAAGGAAGAAUCAUCCGGUGGUGGCACCACUCAUCAGCUUUCUUUUGACAUUGUUCACUUGGGGGGAGUUUUCACCUCAACGCUGCCACCCCAUUGCUGCUUUGGCACUAGAAGACUUGGAGAAGCACCACACCAACAAGCACAUAGCCAGUGACCUGAAGGCCUUGGCAAGCAUUGGGAGCAAUGGCGCAUAUCCAAACAAAAUGCGCCUAGAUUUGAUGCAAAGGACGAAGAACAUCAGCAAGGCACCGCAGCCCUACCUUUUCAAUGCAAAGUUCAAAAGCCCGGUGGGUGCGCAGAACCAAUCCCUGCUUCUACCUCACGAGCUUUUCGCAACCAUUGCUGCAGAGUACCAGACCACAUGGUUCAAAAGUAUAGCUCUGAUGCUCAAACUCAACUACAAGAUUGAAACUCUCCUUACAGACUUUAAAGACCACUACGCCUUCCCCGAACCAGCGGCCAGUGAAUUCAAGCAAAACGCUUUUGGCAUGUACGCCUUGCAAACGCAGAUUAUGAAACACUUCUUGGAUGAAGACCUUCAGCUUUUCUCUGUGACCAGCAAGAGCCACAUGGUUUUGGAGUCCGUGCUGUUGUGUGACAAGGUGAGCCCUAGACUCCUAGACUUCUGUGGACAUUUGCAGGGGAAGACCAAAUAG